Molecule: messenger RNA, 18219 nt
Organism: Neospora caninum
Lineage: Eukaryota; Apicomplexa; Conoidasida; Eucoccidiorida; Sarcocystidae
Exons: 9
Coding region: 1-18219 (6072 amino acids)
Source: RefSeq, a predicted model, not a curated record
AUGGGAGAAGCAGUCGCUCUGGAACCUGCAACUGCCUCGACUCCAUCACCGCGUGCUCGGCCAUCAGGCCGCCGUGGAGAAGCAGCUGUAGCUGGUUUUUCGGAGGCUGCCGCUGUCAACGCAUGCGCCACGCGUCCUUCGCAGUCUCCGUUUCCUUCACUCGCGCCCACGUCUCAAGCUGACGACUUCCGUGGUGCGUCGCGAGUCUCACGCCUGCUUCUCUUUCUUUCACUCGCUCGCCUCGCGUUUCUACCUCUUGCGUGGUCUCCGGGAGGAUCGCCGUUUUCGGCUGUCGCGCGCACUUCGGCCUGUCCUUCGGCUGAAGAUGCUGCCUGGCUUCCCCUGUCUCCACGACGGAGUAGCCUCUUCAACGACUCCCGUGGUGUGUCGCAAUCGAUCUUUUCUGUCGCCUUUGCGGCGGCAGCGACCGUUCAGGUUCCGCGCGAAGUGCAGCGAGGCCAGUCGCGAGGCGCAGACGCGGCGGGCGAGGACGCGCAGACGCUCGAGGCAGCCGGGCGGAGCGGAGAGGGGGGUGGAGUCGAGCCUAGCAGCGGAGAUGGAGCGCACGUAGGGAGAGGCGAGGGGGGUGCCAAGCUGGACGAGCGCCGAAACGCAGGAGGGAGGGAGGAAGCCGAGAAGCGGCCGGGCGAAGGUUGCCAAGACGAGAGUUCGGAUAUAGGAGCCAGGAGAGAAGAGAGGAAUGCCGCCAUUCUUGACCUCGCGUUGACCGGGUUGACGCGGUCCACCGAGGCUGCAGUCCAUGCUCACCGGGAGCUUCUCGACGACGGAAUUGGCUCAAGCGUAUCCGACACCCGAGGGCAGAUCUCCGAAUGGAGAGAAUCACAUUCUUCUGGCCCAGGCAAUUCGGCCUCUGCUGCGGCUUCGGCGCGCGAUCCUGCAGGCGUUUUGGGGACCGCCCUCCAAAGCCCUCACCCUCCUUCUUCGCCUUCCUCGCCUUCGUCGCCUCCCUUGCCUUCCUCGGCUACCGCUCGUGCCUCGUCUUCCUCGCCUUCGUCGCCUUCCUCGCCUUCCUCGCCUACCGCUCCUGCCUCGCCUUUACCGGCUCCGGACCUCGCCAGGUCUUCAGACGGCGUUCAAUCGAGUGCAGAGGAGCAUGAAGCGGCUGCGCCGUCGCCGCCUCUUCCGGCCUUCUGUGGCGCGGAGGAAGACCUCUCUGGAUGCGACGUAGUGCGCAACGGCACUUGCUACAUUCUCGCCGCGUCUUCUGCGCGUGCGGAGCUGUCGACGCAGGCGGAGGGUGGCCUGGAGCCUCCGAGCGACGGCGUGGACUCCCGCGACUCCCCGCCCGGGCGUCAGGGCGGAACGGAACAGGCACCGCACGCGGCAGCGGGGAAGCCGUCGCCGGCGGUUGAGGCAGAGACGGGGGAAUCGAGGCGAGUGAAGAAGGAGAAGGUCAAUGCAGAAGCUGCAACCAGAGAGGGAGACGACGGCGCACCUUUCGCACCACGACACCACAACAUGCGGCUGCUCAAGAACGGGCUCCGCAUCGUCAGUCGAGGACGCAUCGUCGUCGAUGUCGGCGUCCACCUCCUGUGCCCGUCAGCCUUGUUCUGGGAAGAGCGGGAGACGCUGAGACGGCAGGCCGCCGCGGAGGCUGCAAAGCGGCGACGCGAAGCGGGGCAGAGACGCACUCGGGGGCGAUGGAGACACGCAGCGCCAGGCGACGACCCGGAGCGAGGAGGCCCCCGCGAGAACGGACGGAGACCGCGACGGUCCCUCCUGGGAUUCCUCGCCUCGUCGACUUCCUCCUUCGACGAGCGUCCGGGUGCGGAUGCCGACACGGACCGGCCCUGGGAGCAAACCAACCCGAACGACGCAGAUGCCUUCUCGUCUGCGUGGGCUGCGGGUUCUGCCUCGACCGCUCCGCCUGCCUCCGCCCGGGCGCCUUCGUGGGGGACGUCCUCGCCUUCUUCUGCCGCUGAGGACCGCAUCGAGUUUUGUUCUGGAGACGCAAUUGUGCUUUCGCCCCACUCCCUGCUUCACUGUCGAGAACUUCUGCUCUUGUCCGGAAGAGAAAUCGUCCUCCAGGAAGGGUCGGAGAUCUCCGCGAAUGCAACCAGCCUCUUGAGCGCAGACGCCUUCGCCCAGCCGCGCGCAGGCCUCGGGAAUGCCUCUGGGUCUGCGCCGCGUUCUGGGAAUCCCAGCGGUCGCCGGGACGGGGCUGAAGCCGCCGAGGACGCACGCGGCGACCAGACGGCGCGAGCGAGGACUGCGCCCGUCGACGCCUCCGGCGGUGGGGCCGUCGAAGGCUCGCCCGGGAAAGUCGACUCGGGCAGCGCAGACGACACGGUGGCCGAGAGAAGGAUGCCGAGGCAGAACGGAAGGGAAGACCCGAUUCAAGGCGGCGGCAGUCGAGACACGUCGGCCGCCUUUGAGCUUCAGAGGCCAACGCCCGGGAAGCAGACGCAAGCAACGCCUCGCGGUGGAAGCUACGGAGGCGUCGGCGGGUUCCUGGCGCCGACCUGUGAAGAAGGCACUGACGGUCUGUUCGCGUCACUGCCUCCGAGACUUCGUACCUACGGGUCACCCUUUCUGCCGGUGCACUUGGGCAGCGCAGGCGAGUUUCCCGCAGCCGUGUCUCCGCAGACCGCGCGUCACUCCGUCGACGCUUCUCCCUGGAUCACCCCGCAUGCCGGCGACGCCUCGCGUUCUCCGACGCCGCCCUUCGCGGCACUCGAGCCGCCUCGGGGAGGCGGCUUCGUCCUUGUCUACGCCGCCGAACGUGUUGUCCUUGACGGCGGGCGCAUUUCGGCGUCGGGCGAAGAGGGGUGGCGUGCGCUCGACACAAGGUCCGAGUUCUGGGCGAACGAAGGCGUCAACAGGAGCACUGGAGGGGGAGGUGGGGCCGACGGUCCAGAACAGGAAGGCGCGGCACUCUGCGAGGAAGGCGCUCCGCGCGCUGCAGGCGACGCACGCGGCCUGAGUGGGGAGAGGAGGACCGAGCCAGGUGAAGAGGAGGGAGACUGGAGUGGGGACGCCAUGGACGCCAGACACAGGGCGAGAUCGGGGCGGAAGAGGCGAAACGGGCGGAGAUCUCGUCUCUCUCGAUGGCUCGACGCGCUGGUUCUCUGGGUGACGCCGUGGGCCUUGAGACAGGCGGCCCGGAGACAGGAGGAGCGUAACCGAGGAGGGCCGGAAGUGCGAGACGGGGGCGGGGAGAGUGAGGCAGGGACCGAACGCGGCAAAACGCGACAUAGAUGCACUGGCCGCGAACACGAGAGUGUCCCGUUCCUGCCUUCGCAAGCCACCGCUGGGAGUGGAGGCUCACUCGUUGUCAUCGCGCGAGAUCUCCUUGUCUCUCGACCUCUGGAAGGCGGUGGGAAGCUCCUGGCCCAAGGCGGAGGGUGCCGCACCUCUGUGUCGGUGGAGAGGCGGUUUCAGGAGCGCAGUCGACGAGAAAGCUUGAUUGCUUCUUUCGGCCGCGAGCGGGUGCACGCGGAGCGAGCGGCGAAAUCUCUCGACUCCGGGAAGGGCCCAAACUACAGCCCAGGAAACACCCGCGCGAGGGAUCCGGAAGCAGCGGCGGAGGCGGUGCACUCAGCCUCUGCUGCUUCGCUGAGCGAUGCUCAAGGAAAAGCCGACAGAGAGCCCCAGACUGCGACGCGAAGAAGGAACAGCGUUUCCCGCGGCCGACGCCGGGGCUGGAGAGAAGAGCGGGCGUGGAGAAGGCGCGCGGCACGCGAAGCGGAAGUGAGGGCGAAUGCCGAGCAGGAGACACAAAUGCGCGCGGACGCCUGGCUCCGAAAUCAAGUGUGGGGAGACUGCGCCGCAGGUGGCGGCGGUCGCGCGGCUCUCUACAUCCAGAUGGCCCAUCCGCUAGUCCCCCUGGUCUUGGCAACGGGCGGCUGCAGCGCGAUGACUCCCCGCGUCGAUCUCCUCCCUUGCAGCUGCGGCGGAGGAGGGACAAUUUUUUCGUCUUUCCAUCAGAAGCUUGUCGUCCACAAUCGGUUGGAGACGGCAGUCGUCUCGUCACCUGCCGCCUUCCCGGCGGCUUCUGCGUCCGCGGGCCUCGCCCCAGGCGCGGGCGAGUCUGCGGCUGGCCGCGCCGCGCGAUCCGUGCGGGAGAGCGGCAGCGACGGGUCCUCUCCGUCUGCCGAGACUGCGGCGCGACCGGCUCCGGGCGCCGCCGGCGAAGAAGGCAGCGGCGAGGAAGCAGGCACGGCUUCUUCGCGCGACAAAGAAGCGCAAGCUCGAGAAACGGGAAAAAGUUCAGAAGGCGCCGAGAACAGACCGCCACCGUCAGGCCAGGCAGGCCACGCGCUGCCUUCAGGUGUACCUCCACCGCAGCGCCGGCCGAUCUUGAGUCUAACAGAAAUCACGAGUUUCCAGCCUACACCGCUUCCUGACUGUCUCUUUGCUCCUUCGUUGAACGUAGAAAUCGACACCGCAGUCGCAGUCUUCCUCCCUGCGCCAAAGUGUCCUGGCUACGAGGACGAAGCGGGCUCCAUGACGAGACAGCCGCGGCCCAGCACAGGGGACCAGCGGGACAGCGGGCGCGGAGGAUCGAGCGAGGACGAGACAAGGCGACGGCCGGUAGCCCCAGACGCCGAUGGCGAGAAGGCGGGGAGAGCGGUGGACACCGCAGACGAACGCAGCCGCGGAAACAGAGGAGGGGAGACACCUGGGUCUCGAGGACGACCCGAGGAUGAGACGCGCGUAACCGGCGAAGACGGUAGCGAGAAGCGGACGCGGAGACCCAUUCAGCCCACGGCAGCAGUUACCAGAGAAGGCGAAGAAGGGAUGAAGGCGCAAGUGCACGUGAAACAGGAAGACUUGCAACAGACAGGAAACGAGAGCUUUGAUCUCGAGGAUGGAGAAGGGGCGGCAAAUGCCGGCGACAACAAGCGAUGCGAUGGGAUGCCUCCAGAAGGAAAAUAUAGGAGAGGUGACGGAGGGGAGGAUGUGGCAAGCGACCGCGAGGAGAACGCGCGCGAACGCGGAUCGGCGAGGGGGACACGAAGGCCUGACGCAGGCAGCGAAAAGGAGCGAGACCGCCUGAACAAAGCCAGGCACGAAGAGCCAGCACACGACGCAGCACGAGAAGAACGCCAAAGCGUAGAGGCGCGGCCCGCAGAUUCGGAAGUCCCAGCGGACGGCACUGACGCACGGAAUCGGAAACAAACGCGCGGGUCUCCUCGGGGCAGAGAAGGGCCGAAUGCCAAUGCGGGAGAGAGGCGAGAACGUGAAAAAGGGGAAGGAGAAGACCACGAGGCAGGCGACGCAGAGAGAGGCGGCGAGGGAGGCGAGGACUCAACGCCGACUCGUCUGAGGUCAGGAAGCCUCGUCGUCCUCGGCACGCUUCUUCUGCAUGGUGGCGCCAAGGCGAACCGCGUCUCCUCUUUCGUGGUGUCGCGCUCACUUAUCGCAGGUGCGUCCCUGCGGAUCCUCGAGCCGCUUCACCUUCAUGCGGCUUCAGGAUCCGUUCGGCUUCGACAGCAAAGCGUCCUCGCCUUUUCGUCGCCAGAGGGCGUCCCAUCGCUCUCAGGCGCCGCUGCGCGUAGUGAAGGCAGAGCCUCGGACGCGCCCCCAGCUCCCCAAGAGAGACCGGAGCGACGCGGCACACCCAGCCACGCAUUCGUUUCAUCGUCGCCCUCGCUGACGCCUGGCCCUCGUUCCUCGCCUUCUGUCUCUGCUUCAGAGAGUUUGUCUCCGCCUCCGGUCCCUACGUUCCCCAUUCUUUCCGCUUCGGGUUCUGUGCAGAUCGACGCGAACGCCUCAGUCCUGUUUUCUUCGUCCCUGCCGCCAACGACUGAUCCGUCUCUAAUCUCCUCGUCCCCGUUUCCCUCUUCUGUCUCGUCCUCCUUCCCCCUUCUCCCUGCGCCGCUCCUGGCGCGGCCGUCGCCUGCCGGCGCUGUGCUCUCUGAGGGCGAGAUUCUGCUUCACGGCUCGCUGCGUGCAGCCCUGCCCAUUGCUGCCUCUUCGCCUUCUGCGUCGGUUUCUUCGGCCGCUUCGCCACAGUCUCGAGCGGCGGCAAGCGCGUUCUUCUCUCUCCCGACGCCGCCCGUUGUAGUGUUUGGACAGCAAGGCCUGACGGUUGGCGAGGAGACGCCGCGUCUUCAGAACCUCAUUCUGUUUAGCGACGGCCUAAUCAAGAUACACAGUCGGGCGGAGAGCGCGAGCGAGGAAGCAGAGGAACAACGCUGCGAUCUCCACGCCCACGCGCAACCUGCACGACCUUGUGGAGCCCUCAGACAUUUCCAGACGGCGUUUCUGUCUCCCGCGGUGGCGGCGCUGAGGACGAUUGCAGAGGAGGAGGAGACCCGCGAAAAACGGAAAGGCGAGACGGCGCGAGAGGCGAAGCGAAGGAGAAACGAGGAGACGAAGACGGGCGGCAGGCGCAAUGCGCGAGACAAAGAGUCAGGGCAAGAGCCCACAGGGAGGCGCCCGCAGCACGAGAUCGAGAAGGAUCCUGAAGCCGAGCCGAUGGCGCAGGACGCGGAACCGCCAGACGCAUCCGCCUCUCUUUCCUCAGAAGCUGCGAGGGCCCAAAAAACAAACCGUGCUCUUGGGCAUGACGGGAAGCGUCUCGUUCCCCUGCAGCCCGAUGAGGAAACCCCCGCCGUGUCUCGCUUCUCUGGUCCCGUCUCCCUCCCCGAAAAACGGGCGCAACGCGACAGGAAGGACGAGAAGCAUCGCGGAGCAGCGACGGAGGAAGGAAAAGGUGAAGAAUCGCAGAGACACACGAGUGAAGGACGGGGCCGGAGAGAAGAACUGCUCUGGGUACGCGGACAGCAACGGCUGGUAGAACUCACGUGGCGCGUCGCUGUUCGUCGGUUUCACUCGCGUGGGCCAAGCGGCAAAGCUGAAGAGGACGAUGGCCGAGAAGAGACAGGACGGGGGCGCGCGGGCGUCGGCGCUCGACCAGAAGGAUCCCCGCAACUUUCGCUUCUGGGCGGGUGCACCACGAAGGGCCACAGUGCUCACCGCGGCCCGUCAGCGAAGGCGGAAGACACCGAAGUGAGCAGAGGCGGGGAGCGGGAGGGGCAAGAAGACAAAAAGGAGGCUCCAGAAUCUAGGGGCGUGGUAGGAAAGCGAUUGCCGGAAGAAACAGAGGCCAGCGCGUUGGAAGAAGAGAGACGAGAAGAAAGUGCGGCACGGAACGCCUGUCAGGGUGAAGAUCCCCGAGAACAGAAGGAAAACGAAUGGCCGCACGAAGAAGCGCAGCGAGGAGAUACACAGGACGCGAAGGAAGGAACGGAACGACGGGACGGCGACGACAAACAGAGCAUAACGCACGCGGACGUGAGAGGUGGGCAAGAGAACCGAGUCGGGCCGGAGGAGGCGACGAACGCCUCGACAGUACAGAAUGAGGCAGAGGAGGAGAAUAAUGACAUGGAGACGAAAACGAAUAGGAACCCGACAGCUGGCGGCGGCGCCUCAACGUGUCAGCCCACCCACGGAGGAAGGCUGCCGAUGGCCCUAAAAGAAGAUUCUCACGUGACCGAUUCUGGCGACGAGGAAAAUCAAACAGGUUCCAGCGCAGGGUUGCGCGACAUGCCGCCAGAGAGUGCAGGGGGGUCUGCAGGCAAGAGCCAGGAAGCGAACAAAGUGAAACACGAAGCGAACACGCCUGAUAGAGGAGCGGACCGUCCGACGCCUGUCCGCGCGGAAGGCGACAGCGCCACGCCAGCGCCGCAAGCUGCAGGGACUAGGCGGCGGGAGAACGAUGACGACGCGGGCGACCUUGGUUCCGAACAUGAAGACAAAAUGGUGGGAACGAGCAACGGGAGACGAGUUGAGGCGAACACUCACUGGAGCGAGACUCCCACACCGACGCGCCUGGGCAGCGAACAUAGCGUCGCAAUCCAAAGCGAGAUCGACGCAGUUCUUCCUCGCGGCGACGCGUGCAGUUCCAAGCCUCUGGAGUCGCUGUGGCGAAUUCGAACGCUCGCUCGCAGAGAGCAAGCAGAGUCCAGUCGACGCCAAUGUGUGCAGGACGAGCGCGGCAACGGCCCCUCGGAAAUCAAGUCGGUAGAGUUCUGGGGACUCGUCGAAUCCUUGAAUGCGGCGGGUGCGCCCCGAUUUGCGCCGCCGCCCCUGAUCGAACUUCUUGCCUCGGUCGAGGUUGAGCCGGGAACAGCCGAGGGCCGAGACUCUACGCUCGGGUUGUCUAGCUUCUCGGAGUCCUUGGCGGCUCCAGCCGCGCACCAAGGCUCUCCAUCGCCCAGCGCUGAAGCACCGGCAGGCGCGUCCGGCUCCCAGGCUUCACCUCGCGUAGCCUUUCGCCGUUCGCGUGAAGCGGUUCCGCUUCUGCGUCCUUUUCUCCCUUCUCUGCCUUCUUGGCCUUCGCCCGCUGCGCCGCAGAUUUCGCACACUUUCCACUCUCGCAGCCAAGGCGCUUCCCGGGUUCGCCCCCCUGUGCCUGAGGGCUACCCGUUCUCGUCCACGUUUUUCGCCCCUCUUCUGACGGCGGCCUGGUUGAGCAGUGCGGAACGGCGGUACCUGAAAUCGGAACAACGAAGAGACGCCAGAGGCGAGCAUGCGGCGGGCGCAAGGAUCGUCGCCGCCAAACAACGCAUGGGCGAAGAGAUAGCGGGCGAGGCGGCAGCAAGGACCGUAGACGGUCGCUCAGUCGCGUCAGUUCGUGCUCAGCGCCGCGCCGCCUCGCCCGCGGGGAACCGCGGCGGGGCAGCAGAGAGAGUGGCGAUGCAGCCUCCGAAGACGAGGAGCUCUAACGACAGACCAGACAAGAACGGUAGCGACGGGGAGAACGGUCGCCGCCAGAGGCGAGGACACGAAAUUCCAGGGAUUAAGGCGGCGGUCGAGGGACUGCUCGAUGGCCUCUCCUUUGGAAGGCCCUCGUGGUACGCUGCCGGAGGGCGAGGCGAUUUCCAAAUUGAUGGAGCGGACCGAGACAGCAGACGCAAGGGUAGCAGUGAGGGGGUUCUCAAAUCUGCAACUCAUGACGACCAGGAAGAGGAGCGUCAAACGGCGCACGAGGAACGCGAGGAAGCGGGACAGAAAGAGAGAGUGCAGACAAAACCCCACGCCGAGGAAACGGUUGCCGAAGCAGGCAAAGAAAGUGGCGAGGGGACUCGACUCGCCAGGCCAGAGAAACACACUGUGGCAGUCCGACACCACAGCGGCGCAGAAGCGAAAAGAGGCGGAGAGACACCAGACGACGGCGACCUCGCACUGAGUCUGUUGAUGGCCUCCCCUCUCCUACCGAGAAACUCACCGGCGCCAACAUACGCCCCAGACACAACUGACGGCGACGCUAGCCACCAGGCACGUGCAGACACUUCUCACGCCCUACAGCAGUUCCCCGCGUCGGCAGGAAACCAGCAAGAGCCGCCCCCUCAAUUCCUCUCACCCUAUUCGGCUUCCCCUCGCUUUACUUCGUCUGCUGCGUUUUCAGCGUCCCUGGUGUCAUCGCUAAAGGCUGUGAAGAAUAUGAGAAAUGCAGCCGUCUUCUCAGCUCCUUGGCAAGUGCCUGUUGCUUCCUCGCCCCAUGGCAGCCUCGAACUUCCCUUUGACGUCCGAGUGUACGGACAACGCGGCGUCGUCGUUGCCGAAAACAGUCGCGUGAGUGGCGCUGCCAUCCUCCUGUGCGGAGGAACUGGGGCCGUGCAAAUCGAAGGGAAAGUUACGGCGCGCGGUCGAGGAUGCAAGGCAGGAGAAGGGUCUGGAGCCGGACGUGGCCACGAGGCGUCCGCCGCGUAUUCUGCGAACCAGCAGUCGCCGCCGUCGGGUUCGAUCGUCGCCGAGAGCAAAGCAGAGCUCGUCGCGGGCUCAGCGCCAACCAUGGAAGGCUCCGACGCGAGCGCAGGCACUCUUUCUUCUCAUCAACGGCACGAACCUGCGACGCCAGAGCAGACUACGGGGCCGGAUGAAGCUGCAUUACCCUCCUCCUCUGCUGCGUCUUCUCCCUCCUCGUCCCAUGCUUUCUGCGGGGCGGGGGGCGGUGGCCAUGUUGGGCGAGGAGGGGACGGCGUCGACCCUCGCACAGGGCGGCCUUGUGUGGGAACUGGAGGAGUCUCUUAUGAUGUUAUCGCGAAUGCAUUGCCUCUCUCUCGCGGCGGGUCUGAACGUGGAGACAAAAUCGGGGUGAAGCAGGCCUCGGCAGCGGAGCACCUGGCCUCUGACGCUACGGUCUCGCACAACGCUUCACUUCCUGUGCAGAGUGGAGACGGGUGGCAUCUUGUAGGGCCCAGAGAGCCGCCUGGCAACGGGACUGGAACGGUCGGAGACACCAAGCAGCGGGGGAACGCAGACAGUGUGAGGACGCCAUCACCGCGUGCGGUGAGCGAACCCAGGAGUACGAAGGCGUCCUCGCCCUCUUUCGCCGAUCAAGGGAGGGGUGACGGCCCCACGCCAGCUGACCCCGCCAGGUCAGAGACUCCCGGAUCCGAUGCGUUUCAGCAGGAGGCAAAGCCUGCGACAAAGGGGAGCGGGGAGUUAGCUUCUGUGGGAGACGCCCUAGGGCCAGCGGCGGCUGUUCCGCUCCGCAGUUUGUCGUCUCCAGCGCGGUUCCUGGAGACAAGCCUCCCGACCACGAGUGCGUCGGGCGGUGGAGGAGACACCCGCCGCGCAGGCGCAGGAGGCGGCCUCGUCUGGUUGGAAGCCUUCGUGGUAGAUGUGAGGGGCGUUGUCGACGCGGACGGCGGGGAUGCGGAGGCGAUGCAAGAUGUCCCCGUGGACGACUCUGUGCGGCGUGCUCUGCUCGAAGAGGAGCAGCAGAAGAAAACCGAACGGCAGAACAAAGAGGCGCCAGAGGCGAUCGAACGGGCGGAAGUCGCUUGCAGGCGAGAGCACUGCCAUGGGCGUUCUCUGCGACGACAGCGGCGGCCGGGGAUCGCCGGGCAUCCCCCGCAGCGAGGGCAGGAGGUGUGGUACUAUCACACUCUGGGUGGCGUCGUACCAGACGCGGCUUCUCGGUGGGCGGUUCCCCAAGAGACACAGGAGAACGGCAGGAGACACAUGGGCGAGGGAAGCGAGCAGCACUGCAUGAGGGACGCGAGACAGAGGGAAGGCGACGCUGUCCUGAUAGGGCAGUCUGCGGAAGUCGCGCAGAAGCGCAAGAGGUCAACGGGGAGAAGGACGAACGCAGGGGAAGGUAGCGUAGCAGCAGAGACAAUGGGAGACGCGGUUCGUCGACACCAGACAGGGGACAGAGAACGGCAGGCAACCAUGGAAGAAGGGAACGUCUGUUCUGAAUCGCAGGCAGAGAGACGCAGCGGCCGGGGGGUGUCUGUCACCGCUGGAGCACCACGCUGGGGCGCCUCAGACUACGGCGCUCGCUCCUCGAGACACACCGGGGGCAAUGAAGAAUCAACACCGUCUUCGUCUCUAGCUCUCUUCAGAGCAAAAGGGGAGGGGCCGUCUGUUCUCAGGUCACGGCGGCACGUCAGCUGGGUUCCACGUCGCCUCUCGAGAGAGGCUGGGAAACCCAGGAUGCGAUCCUGUGGAAAACAUGUUUCCCAAGCUGGCCGCGCCGAACCAGGCGUCGGGCGGUCGCAACAUUCCCCGCGAGUUGCGCCGGCAGCUUGGGCUGAACGCACGGGGCCUGCGAGGCCGGAUGGCGACGCAGAGGCGUUGGCCGUCAAGCAGUGGGGACACGCAGAAGGCUCUGUUGACGCGCAACCGCCGCAACGGGUUCCACCCCUCGCUCAACGUGAGGAAACGCCUGCCGCGAACGAAAGAAGUGCAGCGACGGCUUACCUCGCGACUGUUCUUGUCGAUCCGAGCCAGGCAGGCCAAGGUGGAGGCGCUGGCGGCAGCAUCAUUUUGCGGACCUUCGCCCUCAAGGGGUCGGGCCUUCUGUCGGCGAGGGGAGGGAAGGGCGGGCGGUGCACAGGCGGCGGAGGCGGUGGAGGUGUGGUCGGGAUCGACUGGUUUCUCGCGGAUGCCGAGCGGUCGGAGGCGGAACUGCACUGGAGCGGAGCGACGCUUUCACCUGACGCAGGAGCCGGCGGGGGCACGAAGACAGCCGCAACCGGAGGCAGAGAAGCGAGCUCUUUUAAGGAUCUUAAAAGAGGCAGAGCCGCGCCGAGGGCUAAGCGAAGGGAGAACCAGGAGCCUAGCGAGGAGGACGAAGCGCCACGCCAGAGAACCUGCAAAGGCCACCGUCGGAAGGAUGAAGCCGGCGUGGAACCGAAUGAGAGUGGAGGCUUUGUGAGCUCAGCGUCCGAGGCGGAGCGCCCAGAGGAAGCAGGAGGUGACGAGUGCUGCUCUGCUGAUCAGAGGCCUUCGCGUCCUGGCACUCGACGAACGCUGAGCGACGCCGACGGCGACUUGGGGCACGCGCGCACCUCGAGCCUUUCGGCCCAACAGCAGCUUUCCGGGUUCCCUCCGGCUUCAGGCGAUGUCGAUACCAGAGCCCUGGCAGAGUCUGCAACGUACCCUGCAGGGACCGAGCCGGCGUUGCUUCCUUCACCCCUGCCUCCUCCCCUGUUCGAUCCGUCGGCGCGAGACCUCAGCGAGGAAAUCCUGGGAAUCGCACAGCGCUACCCUCCCCUCGUUUCUCCCGAGGCUCUUCUCGAGGAGCUCGGGGCCUUCCCGUUGCAGUUUGCCGCGCGGUUCACCGGCCGCGUCGAUGUCUCGGGAGGCGCUUCCGACAGCUCCCAAGUGUGCGAACUCUUGCGGCUUCCUGCGGGGUUCAAAGGCUUUGGUGGACAAGUCGUCGCUCUCCCCUCCCUCAGCGGCGAACCGACGUCCUGUCCUCCGGGCCGCGCAGGCUGGCAGUGCGUGCCAUGCCCUAUCGGCUUUUUUCAGCUUCCAGGCGAAGGGUUUUGUCGCGCUUGCGCCAACAGGCCAGAGGAGACCAGUGUGUAUGUCCAGGAGGCGUCGCUCGUCGUUCGAUCUGUCGCGAGUCCCCGCUGCCCCUAUGCGUGCCUUGCUGGAUUCCCAGAUGUGUCCAUCAAUCCUCGCUGUCUUCCCCCGAUUCUGUUCCUUGCGGACACCUUCCGAGCAAACACAGGAGGCUUUGUUCUGCUUCUUUGCCUCUUGUUCCUGAGCGUGGCCGUCCUUGCGAAAGUGGCGGAUCUGCUCGAGUGGGAGUCCGACCUCGACACGCAGUUCGAGGCAGUUCCAGGUGUGGACGCACCUCUGUCCUUCGGCCUGCAGGCGAGCGAUCCAGAACCAACCACCCUUCCCAGCGGCCCAACCUUCAGCAGAAAACCAUCGCCUGGAUCCUCCUCUUUCCUCUCUUCUCAAAGUUAUGUCUCCGCAAGCGAUGGCGGACCCAGUCCAGCGGUGCACGCUGCGCUCGGGAACGGAUCUGUUCAUGGAGCGACGUUUGCAGGGAGCGGGAACGGCGGCUCGCCCGCCAGCUCUGCAGGACAGGCUGCGCCUCCGGGCGUGCUACGGAAAGCCGUUCAAGAGCGCCGCAGCGUCAGAAUGUCUCGACCGUAUCUGACGAUGGAGGACCUCCCCUAUCACGUCCAGCGCAUCGUCCUCUUUGGGUCAAAUACCCCAACAGACCCCUGGGGGCUCGACGCAGCACCGCCUCCCUAUUUGUUGCCCCUCGUUGUUCCCGAGCGCUACGCCGCUUUCGCGUGCCAGGCGAAUCGACUCUGUUCGUACAGUCGCGGCUUUCUUCUCGUCUACAACAUCUUGAGAGCAACGUAUCUGCCCGCUGCGUCUCUCCUUCUCCAGGCCGCCAGGCAGCGCCGGGUCGCGCGUCUUGUUUCCUUCAUCCUCUCACUGGACAAUGCGAGCUUCCCGAGAGACGCUCGAGGUCUGGCCCUUUCCGCGUCUUCUACUAACCACGCGUCGGAGGGCCCUUCGCCCGCUGUAUUCUGGCGAUCGAUUCGAGCCCGUGAACUUUCCUUUGGAAUCAAGAUAACUGUUAGUCCCGGAAUGGAUGUGUGCUGCUUGGAUGUCCUCGACUUUGACAGAAACCCCUUCGACUACCACAUUUAUCCCCAUAGCCCUAUGGUGAUCCUCCGCAGCGACAUCCAGCUUCUCGCCCCUCAUGGUCCAGGUGCGGAGAGGCAUGCAGCCGCUGCAGUCCGCUCCGCGUCAUCAACGUUAAAUAUAGGAGAAACCCGUAGGUCGGACUGGUUUCAGUCCUCGCCUGCCGGCGCGUUACUUCACCACGACAGAAGCGAUGGCUUCCUUGGAAGGUGCCGGCGGAUAUUGUGGUGGCGUUCUCAACGCGAUGGAGAGAUUGGCGGGAAGGAUUCAGAAGCGAUUGCUGGCAGCGCCCGAAGCGCGAGCAGCCGAAGGGGGCCGGGGAGCGGGGGACCGGGCGACAAUGCAAGGAAGCAGGGGGGGGGAACAGCGGCGAGGAGAAUGCGCCACGAGGGCAGAAGGCGAUGCAGUCCGUUUAUCGAAGCGCUGCAGCAGAUUAUAGGCUACGACGAGUCGAGGAUUCUGUUUGAAUUCUUUCGACGAAAAGCCGCUCAAGUGGCAGAGCCAGACCUCACGGAGGCGGUUCAUGUUUCAGCAGCGCUGAAUCUGCGUCUAGCCGACUUCGGCAGCGAUACUUCAAAUCCACACGGCUCGUCCUUCGGCCGGACUCGGGCAGUCGACACUGACAAUCAGGAUGCUUUCUAUUGGAGAGACAACAUGCGGCGCGAGCGCGAGGAAGACAGCAGGGACGCUUUAUGUGGAACGUGUGGCAAUCGGUUACUUGUCUCGCCGUGUGGUGACUCAAAACUGGAGGGCGGAAAAUGUGUGCCGCCAGCUCCCCAAGCGUAUCCAUGGCAUUUGCACUCCACUGUCCACGACCGGCAUGCAGACUCAUCCUUAGGGUCUUCCGCCUCUCUAAACGCUACGCGAGAGGACACGCACGGCCGAGGCAAUAUGUCGCGAUGGACGGGGAAUCUCUCGGGAGAUCCAGAGGAACUUCUUCUCUGGCGUCUCUCGUCAGGCGUAGCCAGUGUCAUCGAGCUGUCCGAUGGCGUUCAGCGGCUCAGUGCGCAACUCCUCCGGCCGCACCGGCUCCAAGCGUCAGUCUGCAUUUUUCCUAUUGAAGGGUUUGUCACCCUGGGUGAUCGCCUGCAGCGCCUGGCGCUUCUCCCCUCUGUGUCUUCUGGUGGUUAUGGCGUUGCCAAUGCUCGUUUGUGUUCGCAAAUUGACCGGGGCUCCGAGCGGGUCCAUUCUGAGUCCGCGAGCUGUUCUCGAGCAAUUCCAGUUGUCGUCCCCUCCUCGGACCACCCGCGCAUGUCGCACACGCCUGCGCAGUUCUCUCCCGCCCUCGCGCCUCCUUGGCCGUCGCAUGCAGAGACCCCAGACGAAGGACUGUGCACAUCGCCGGUCCAUUAUCAGAGCCGGCAAGACGAAAGAAAGGGAGCGAAAAUGUUUCAUGUUUCCCCUUCCUUGUCGAUAUCCCCCACGCCUCAGGACGCCUUAAGGACUCCUACGCCGGCGACCGCCGGGGCGGGCCCUGUGCGAAGCGCAACAGGGCGUAGUGAACUUCUUCGCACCAGCAGGACGAGCAGUUGUAGCGAGGAUUCGGUCGACUCUCCUGCGUCGUCGAGCUUCGCCAUCCCCUGGACAGGAAGUCCGCCGCCAUUCAAUGUCUCGGGUGCAUCUUCGUCAGCCGCCGAUCUCGAAGGAGGCAAACGAUGCGAUCGCCCGACCCUCUCCGGAUUCGGAGAACUCGCGCGUUUGUUGUCGUUCUCUCCCCCGCGCCACCCGCCGUCACGAACUGGUUUCGCUACGGAUUCCUCUGGAAGUUCUGAGGACUCUCGAUUCCCCUAUCCUCUUGGCCUCCCCUCCCCAGCUUCUUAUCACAUGGCAGCAUCGGAAGCCGCUCACAGGGACGUGCGGAGUGCAUGCCCUCUGGUUGCCUCGCGAGGGGCGCCGAGCCAAAACAGUCCUCCGCAGCUGAACCACUACAAGCUUGUGUCCGGCUACCGAGAAUUCCCGGAGAUGGUUUAUUCUGCUGGAGGCGGGGAUAUGACCGCAGCACUGUCGGCGUCGUGGCUGCCGUCGUGGCCUUCCGCGCGUCCCACAGCCGUAAGUCCUCCGCAGGGGACGUCUUCCCCGCCCAAGCACACGCCGGCUCCAUCUCCUCUUGUGCCUCUGGCUGGCUGCAUGAGAGCAUGCGACAUCGGUUCGCUGAACGCUUCCGGGAUUCUUCAAGUGCGACGCAUGCGGCAGCAUGUGCUCGCCCUCAUCAUUACUGAACUGCCUCUGUCUCCUCACUUCUCGAUGGGCUUCGAAGACGCGAACAGGCGGGACGAGGCGGGAACGCCGAACCUGCCCCCCCUUGCAGCUCCACUGUCGUCAGCGGCUCUGACUUCGCCUCUCGAUCCUACCCGCCUCCACCCGUCGAACGUACCUGCAAAUGCGUAUGUGUCUCCAUCCUCGCAAAGUGCAACCGUUGGGGGAACUGCCGGUGGUCCGACGGGAAGUGGAGCGAUCGUGAGUCCGAAGCCCUCAUGCGCCGAUGCGCCUUCAGAACCGCGGAGGGGCGCGAGCACUCUCUCGGGAAGCAGCGUGCUCAGGCACAGUCCCGCCGCCGCUGGUGGCCCUUGUGUACGGACGGCGGUGAGCCAGCCACUGUUAACGGAGGCCCUAGACCAGCCCGGAACUCUGCCUGCGCCGAGUGACAGCCCCGCGACAUUGACCAAACGGGAGUUUGGAGCCUCGACGCAGGUGCAGAACUCGUCAGACGGUCCCGCUGAGCUGCGCGUCCAAGACCGGGAGUCGCCAGCACUGCGACAGGGCGCACCGCGACAUGGAACAGAACCGUGCAGGAGUCUCUUGACCCGCGCACGGCUUGGCACUCGGGCCAAGGUUCGGAACGACGGACUCAGCGACCGUGUAACCCGGCCAAUCCAGGAUGUCGCAGCUGCUGUCACACCGUCUCAGCCUUUUCCGUGUUGUACUGACGACACACGCGACGCCCGGGCGGCUAGCGGACACGUUGUGGAAUCAUCGAUUGCGGAGCCGGAUGGGGCAGCCACAAGGGGGGAAUCACGUAUGGAGCAGACGCGACAGAUGCGGUUCUCCGAGGCUACUCAAGGAGAUGCAUCGAUCGACCUCAAGACUCGCAUGAACCACAGGCUUCGCUCCGACACCGUAGCAGAUCUUCCGUCCCUCUCAGAGAAGGAUUCGCACCCGGGGGCCCAGAGUGAAACUCCCAAUUCCGAGGCUCGAAGAUACAUGUACGAAGCGUUACCUGGACGAAGCAGCUUGGGCGCUGCCGCUACCCGCAGAGCGGUAGCCGCUGCUGCGAUUGGCGAGCUCCGGCGACGAUUCAUACAGCGCCUGGGAGGCGUGCAGGGAUCACCAGAGCACGGGCCGUCGUCGAGAUGUCCGGGGUCAACCCUAGCAUCGACGAUUGGCCACGACGCGCCACGCACAGCUCGAGCCCGCAACCACGCCGACCGGGGAGACCAACGAUUCGACGACAGCUGGACAGAGUUUCUCAGUGGAGCCAACGGCGCUGCUAGGGGACGUGGCACUAGCAGUGACAAGAGAGACAGCGGGACCGAUGGGCAGCGCGGGGCGCAGGGAGUACGCGUUAUUCCGUAUGUAGAGGAGGCUGCGGAGGGGGAGACGUCGACCGCGUUCGGCAGGUGGACAGAAAACGUAGCCGCUGCAUUCAGGUGGAGGUUCUUGAAGAAACGCCGAACCGCUAUCAACUCGAGGCUUACCUUUACAGUUUUCGCGAGUCUUUUCCUCUUGCAUGGCGUCGCGAUGUUGGUGCAGUACUACUCCAUGUACCACGCCGCUCAUCCCGCAGCUUCUUUCCUGUCUUCUUCAACCCAGAGCCCGGUCACCCCUCCCCUGCUCCCUGCAAACGCUCUGGUGCCUGUGCCGUUUCCGCUGUCACCGACAGUGGGCAUCUCAUCGUUCGGAGCUCUUCGGUCACCCUUUCCUGAUAGCGUGCACUUUUACGUAGCGUUGCUGUUUCCCCCCUUUGUGGACGUCUUCACAAUAAUCUCUGGGUUGCUUUUCUUGGUAUUGGCGAGCCCCAGUUACGGCGAGCUUUUCCUCAUGUCGCUUCCGGCCUCGAUACCUCGUCACGUUCUUGGCUGUGCACUCCGCGUCUGGGAACAACCCCAGCAGAACUUCGCGGUCCUGAGCCUCCUUGAGCUCGCCUUUUUCGCAGUGCUGAAGGUCGCUCUCUCAGCUGCUGGAAGUCUGCAUCUCGAUAGUAUGGAGCAUCAUCAUCGGCUUUCGGAGGGCCUUUCGGCUGCAGAUAGCGUGGAACAUCUCGUUGAGUCGGUGAAUUUCAUUAAGGAAUUCAAGAUUUGUUUCCACGGAUUUGAAAUUGACGUUGAGUUCGAGUUCAACUAA